AAUUGUUAUUCGCGAAAGACGCCACCACCGUCGCGUCGCCUGCACACAUGAUAUUUUCGUGAGUCAGUGCAGUCAUUCAUGAAAUCAGUUUCCUGGAAAAAUAAUUGUAUUCAAAUAACGGCCGGCGAAAAUAAACUAAUUACUCGUUGUUCGGGAGAUCGUUGGCUUGGGAGUUUGUUGUUAAAACAAAUAUACUUAUGGGAAAGUGCAGCACAACUCAAAGGUGUACGCUGGGUUUUGCCGACGACUAGUGGACACGAAAAUCUCAGGAGCUGCAUUCACAUUCCUAUCUCGUCGUCGAUCAUAUGAAAUUAGUUUAUUCCCGGAAUUUGGUUCAUGAAUCAACUAAGCCAUGGUAGCUAAAAGUGGUGAAUCAACAUUCAGUACAACCGGCGGCGGCGAAAGUGUUGCGUCUCCCGAUGCGGAGCGCGAGAUUCAGUCAAUUUUUUGCAAAUUGACAACCGCCGAACUCUUAAAACAUUUGUUAAAUACGCGCGCCAGCAAUCGAGACAGCCAUGACGAAACAAAUGCCGGCGAAACCGUCAAAAAGCGUGGCCAUGACUCACCUCAAGAGGCUUACAUCCAAGCGACGGAUCCAUCCCCGAUAAAGCUCACUUUUUGUUCAAAAUCGGCGUGCGAUAAACGCGAUUCCGCUGAUAAUAACAGUGAUGUUUUAUCUCCGACGGGCAGAGGUUAUGUGUCGUUCGAACAUGGAAUAAUGAGCGAACGAGAUGACGACCGCCAAAAUAAUGAAGAACAAGGCUUCAGGGAAAACCUGCAGAGGAACCUCAGCGAGGAAAGCUCCCUUCCCGAACAGUUUUCCGAUGACGAGGUCGCGGAUUUCUCCGCAGCCAUUCUGUCCUCCGACACUCUGGAUUUUAUUUUGUACGGGACGGAAAAUAAUCUGUGCAUCCAUACGCCCAGCCCGAAGGAAAACACCAGUGAGUGUACCGUUAACUCGGAUUUUAGUGAUUUUACGGAACUGUUGCCGUUUGUUCGGGAAACUGGGUCUCCUGAGGCUGCGUUUUCACCAGUGGCGUCCACGUCGGUCAGUUCCACAGUGAGCAGUAAAAUUGUGCCUACAAUUGGUGAAACUAGUGAUAAAAAGACUGAGACUGCUACGAGUAGUGAUAGUGAGAAGGACAUCAACGAUGCUAUGGUACUAGUUCCUUGUGAUCCACAGGAAUGGACCAGUUCACACAUUAAGUCUUGGUUAGAAUGGAGCUCCCGAAAGUUCUCCCUUCAACCGAAACCUGAUCCUGAAAAAUUCCCCAAAACUGGAGCCGAGAUCUGCGAUUUGAGCAGAACCGAAUUCGAAACUAGAGCCGAAUGUUCCAGAUCAGGUACAAUUCUUGCCAAAUAUAUCGCCCAUCUUCGCCAUAGUGUUAGUGGGAGGUCAAGUAGUCCUUUGAAUGUGGAAUGCAAGGAAUACGAAGACGACACAGACGACGAGGAGCAAGCAGACCCGUAUCAGCUGCUGAAUGCGGCCACCAGCCGAUUGGUGGCGCAGGGUAGCGGCCAGAUCCAACUGUGGCAAUUCCUGCUAGAACUGCUCAACGAUUCGUCGAAUGCGACGUGCAUCACGUGGGAAGGCACCAAUGGGGAGUUCAAACUCACCGACCCCGAUGAGGUGGCCCGCAGGUGGGGUGAACGGAAAUCCAAGCCGAACAUGAACUACGAUAAGCUCAGCAGGGCGCUCAGGUACUACUACGACAAAAACAUAAUGUCCAAGGUGCACGGCAAGAGGUACGCCUACAAGUUCGACUUCCACGGGCUGAUGGCCGCGUGUCAGGCCCAAGCCCAGGGUCAGGGUGACGUUAUGCCCCCUUACCACAAGUACCAACCGCACCAGAGCGAGCUAGGGGCAGCGUUAUAUCCCACAACUCACACGGCUAACCCUAGGAUACCCAGCAUCCUACCAGCCACCACGCAACAUUCGCAACCUGGGUUGUUUGCACCGCCAAGUUACUGGCCGUACUCCCCGGGAAGCUUCGAUCCUCGGGGGCCCCCUUUCAACUGAUUUGUAUGUAAAAAUGUACAUGGUUUGGUUUGCGGCAGAUGUAAUAGAGGUUUUACACAUUUUAAAGUGUAGCGAAACUGAAUUCAGGUCCUGUAUACCAGAGAAUAUAAACUAAGCUAGUACGAAUAUGUGUCCCUAAGUAUCAAUCUCCAAAUACGAAAGUAGGAAUUAGGCCUAGGGCCCUUGUGGGAUCGGUCGACU
Messenger RNA from Anoplophora glabripennis (Asian longhorned beetle), 2221 nucleotides. Its product is annotated as DNA-binding protein D-ETS-6. The transcript has 6 exons. The record is from RefSeq and is a predicted model, not a curated record. Gene Ontology annotation, biological process: regulation of transcription by RNA polymerase II; cell differentiation. Lineage: Eukaryota; Metazoa; Arthropoda; Insecta; Coleoptera; Cerambycidae. The coding region runs from base 353 to 2020 and encodes 555 amino acids. Gene Ontology annotation, cellular component: nucleus. Gene Ontology annotation, molecular function: sequence-specific DNA binding; DNA-binding transcription factor activity, RNA polymerase II-specific.